This is a messenger RNA of Coffea arabica (coffee), 2424 nucleotides long. The record is from RefSeq and is a predicted model, not a curated record. Lineage: Eukaryota; Viridiplantae; Streptophyta; Magnoliopsida; Gentianales; Rubiaceae.
AUGGAGGUGGCUGAGCCGAGCUCUCGGUUGUCCGAGGUCAUCACCUAUGGUCCCACUGACCCGGUCCCCGCCGCCUCCAGCAACCACGAAACUCUCGUGAUCGAGGUCCUCACCAACAACUACAUAGUCAAAAAGGUCUAUGUUGACCCCGGAAGCUCGGUAGACGUCUUGUACUACCGAACUUUCGAAAGUUUGAAACUGACUCGGGAACAGCUCACUCCUGUCAGAACUCCCAUCGUGGGAUUCGGGGGACACGUGGUCCACCCCGAGGGUAUGGUGACCAUCGGGCGUCAUCCCCGCUGCAGGACUAUACCCGUCAACUUCGCGGUGGUCAAGGCAGAUUCUCCCUACAAUAUGUUGAUAGGUCGACCCACGCUCAAUGCCUUGAGGGUCGUGUACUCUACCUAUCACCUGAGUUUCAAAUUCCUGACACCAGCGGGGGUGGCCGAGAAGGCAGGAAAGCCCGGCAGGCUGGAACCCGGGGAUGAUGUGGAGCAGGUGGUCCUGGAUGAGGCAAGACCGGACCAAGUGGUCCAGGUAGGGGCCGGACUCCCCUCGCCUCUAAAGGAAGAAGUGAUUUGCCUUAUAAAGGACCACCGAGACGUUUUCGCGUGGUUCGCUGAUGAGGUGGUUGGAGUACCACCUGAGCUCAUGGUUCACCAGCUCAACGUCAACCCGCAGGCCCGUCCUGUGAAACAAAAGCGUAGGCACUUCGGUCCCGAACGCAGCAAGGCCAUAUCUGACGAGGUGGACAAGCUCUUGCCCGCCAAGAUGAUCCAUGAGGUCCAGUACCCCACCUGGCUGUCCAACCCUGUUAUGGUUAAAAAGGAUACCGGUGGAUGGAGGAUGUGCGUCGACUUCACCGACCUUAACAAGGCCUGCCCCAAAGAUUGCUACCCCCUGCCGAGGAUUGACGCUCUCGUCGACUCGGCAAUGGGACAUGAGAUCCUCUGCUUUCUAGAUGCCUUCAAAGGCUACCACCAAAUAGGAAUGAGUGAGGAGGACCAAGAGAAGACAGCGUUCUACAUCGACCAUGGUGUCUACUGCUACACUACCAUGCCGUUCGGGUUAAAAAACGCCGGGGCGACCUAUCAAAGGUUGAUCAACCGACUCUCCAAGAAUCAGAUCGGCCGCAAUGUGGAGGCCUAUGUGGAUGACAUCCUCGUCAAAAGUCUCACCACUUCAUCCUUUCUGUCAGACGUGAGGGAAGUCUUUGGUGUCCUGCGAGACUCGAGGAUGAAACUGAAUCCGAAGAAGUGCGUCUUCGGCGUCACCUCGGGAAAAUUCUUGGGGUAUCUGGUUUCCCACCGGGAAAUCGAGGCCAACCGCGACAAGGUCAAGGCCAUUCAGGAUAUGUCCCCACCUCGGAACAUCCGAGAAGUCCAACGGGUGAAUGGACGCCUGGCCGCGCUGAAUCGCUUCCUGUCCCAAUCAGCUGAGAAAGCUCUGCCCUUCUUUAAGGUGCUCAAGAAGGCUGAUCAGUUUGCCUGGACGGAAAAGUGCCAGGCUGCUUUCGACAAGUUGAAGCAAUACCUCCAUCACCUACCCACUCUCGCUUCACCUCGGCCCGAGGAGAAGCUCUACCUCUACCUCUCCGCAACCGACGAGGCUGUCAGCGCUGUUCUUAUCCGGGAUGAGAGCACCCAAGUGCCAGUCUACUACGUCAGCCGAGCUCUCCGCGGGCCGGAGACUCGAUACACUCAGGCUUCCGGUCGCCUUACCAAGUGGGCUGUCGAGUUGGGAGAAUAUGACCUGUCAUAUGAGCCCCGCACCGCCAUAAAAGCUCAAGCCCUAGCUGAUUUCCUAGCCGAGCUGACCUUCACGGAAGGUCCAGAGUCCACCUCCGCCAGUGUCGAGGUGUCCACCCCUUCCCCGUGGACGCUGUACGUAGACGGGUCCUCUAAUGGGGAUGGCAGCGGAGCUGGACUGCUCCUGGAAGGAUCUCAGGGAGAAGUGUGCUCUUACGCCCUCCGCUUUGGUUUCCCAGCCACCAAUAAUGAAGCCGAGUACGAGGCCUUAAUUGCUGGACUCCAGUUGGCACGCAGGCUCGGCGCCCAGCAAAUCCACGUCCGCAGUGACUCCCAACUCGUUGUACGCCAAGUUCUUGGUGAAUACGAGGCCAAGGAUGAGACCAUGCAACGGUACCUCUCCAAAGUUCACCAACUCACCGCGUACUUCGAGUCUUUCGAAAUCCAAAGAAUACCCCGGUCCCAGAAUAAGCAAGCCGACGCCUUAUCCCGGCUGGCUUCCAUAUCAUUCUCUGACCUCAACAAAACAGUCUUAGUGGAAGUCCUGAGUGAACCAGGAUACGUGGAAGAGGUGACCUGCCCCGUGCACUCUGAAGAAACUUGGAUGACCCCGUUCAUCCUUUUCUUGGGUCAAGGAGCCCUCCCCGAAGACCGAGCCGAGGCGAGAAAAAUAUAA